GUCUCCUUUUCGCUCAAACAGAGAGGAGUCUUUUCUUACAUCAAACAUAUUCUCCCUUAUUCCUUAGCCUGAUCCUUAAAAAAAUCCAUCCAAUGGAUCGAGAGUAGUGCUCGCCCGCCUGCGCAAGUGAACGUGCCUCUGCUUGACGUGCCAUGCUACUGCGUGUCCGCAUUGGCCUUCCUGCCACUCCGCUUUUUUUGCUCCCUUUACUCCUUUCCUCUACAACUCACUCGUCCACGCCUGCUGGUCCGUCAAGAAAUUCGUCUUUUUUCUCGGCCGCAUUAAACCAUUGGGCAGCGCUCCGCUUUUGAUCCUUCCUUAUUUCGAGGGCUUCCUUCAGUCCAUCCUACUCCGUUCCUUGACGAUCAUUCCUGUUCAAAAAUAACGCCUCCACAGUCAACACUUUUUCUGGGCGACACGGAUCAUCGGCAGACAUUGCUCAGGCCUCCCAUCGUCUGCACCUCUUUAUAUAUCCUCGUUUGCUCUUACAUAAUGGUUAGUCUCGACCGGCCCAUACCCAUGGAGACACCCUCAUCCCGCAAGAAGGCGACUCAUUCCCACUCGCACGCUCACGUCUACUCACAGAUGUAUCCAAAGAACACGCCCUCGUUUUGUUUGUCACCCACUAGUGCCAGCGUCCAUCCUUCGUCGUCCUCCAGACCAAAGCCCGUAGUCCGCACCGUCUCAUCUGCCUCCAAUCUUCAUUUGAAGACCGGGAAUUUGCGACCAGCUGAAGACGAACUGCAGCUUCAGCCUCCCUCUCAAUCUAUCUCUACUUCCGGCAUACCGUCGCCAGCAUUCCCGACUUUGUCUUCUUCUUCAUCCUUUCCCGUUUCGACCUUGUUACCAUCUUCUCCCCCUCCCUCUUCCUCGCCCCUACCUUCAUCCACAAAUACCCAGCCAGAUCCUCAACAACACCAUCAGCAACGAAAACAAUAUCAACGAACACAGCAAUCUACCGAGGAACGCCCAAUGAACCGAACUGACCAGGGUCGCCAUGUUCAAGAAAAGAUCGCCGUAUUUUCGCGUUUGAUGAUCGAUAACAAGACCGACAGCAAGAGUUCUGUGGUGGUACCUCUGCUGGCCAUCACCACUCCUCCCGCAUCCCUCUCUGUCCCUGGACCAAGCCUUGUUCCUGCCACUGUGCCUGUUCACAUAUCUCCCCAAGGUUCCCACCCAUCUUCUUUCUCGCCCCCAUCCUCUGGUUCGUCUGCUUCAUCAUCUACAUCACCCUCUUUCACUCUGACAGAGUGCUCUUCUUCGGCUAUGCUAUAUACUGCACCCAAAACCGCAGCAGCAUCAAUGACGAGCACUUCAGCAGCGACAGCUACAACUACAGGCCAACCCCCACUUUUAAUCUCGCAGCCCAUCAUGCCAAUGUCUGUCAUCCCUGCAGCGAUCAUGGGAAUCAAAUCUACACCUUCCUACGUGUCUUUGGGGGUAAUUAAUGGCGCUGUUGCAGGGCCCUCGACGACAAUGUCAACAAGUCUUCUCCCGCUGGUCGGGUGCGACUACCUUAACUACAGCAGCCUCAAUGAUACUCUGACAACUGGUGCGGUCGUGGCGGAGACGAAGCCCAGGCCAUUGUCUUCGAUGGAAUACGCAGAGUCAUGGCUGCCAACAGCAACCCCGUCCACAGAUGCUCCAGAGUGUAACCUAGCGCGUCAAAAUGCAGCUUAUUGUUCUUCACUGCCGGAGAAUAACGACCCCCACUGCGUGAAAGACACAGAUCGGGUUGACAGCAUCAAGACAGUAACAACACUCCCCUCGAAUCAGCAAUCCAUCCACCCUCUGGAACUGCACCCUGACCAAUCCACGAACCCUAUCUUAUUGGAGCUUGGACAAAGCAAAGAAGUGCAAGCGCAGGCACAACCACAACAGCAGCAGCCAGUCCUUCGCAAAAAAUCGUCGUUUGCAGCAAAGUUGCGAAAUGUCUUUAUCAGCAAACAGGGAACCUCAAAGGAUGCGAUCGAAACGAGGGAGGAUAUCUUAUCGGUAUCGUUCAAGGAUGAUGGCAAGACUGGCACCUUGUAUGUCGGUGGGUUAAGCGCGUCUUUGGCGAACCAGCAUCGGGGAUCGGUUUCAUCCAACAGCUCAACGGACACUACCUCAGGCCCAAACGGCUUUAGGCGUGGCUCGGGCCAGACGACCACUCCAUCUACCUCUCCAGAGACCUCCCCACUUAACUCACCGACCGUAAAGACCUGCCCCACCUUGAUAGUGCCAGGACAGCAGCAGCCUUCGAUCAGUAGUCUCUCGGCGCUGGACGCCGAAUCCGAGACUGAUGCCGAAGAUAGAGAACCUACCGGUUUUUCGAAGGAGGAAACCACGCUGGGGACCAAUGGCAUAUACUCUACGCCCACCAGAGCCGUCAAGAAACGACUUUCUUUCGCCUCGAUUUCCUCCUUCUUUGCAUCCCGCAACCUUCAAGAACGUCGGGCUAAGCAAUCGAGAUCAUCAUCUGUGCCUCAUGUAGAGAGCCGUUUGGUCGUCGCCGGACGCCAGAUCACUGAAUUUCAACGAAGACACUCUUUGAAUGACCUGCGCGACAGCGGCACAAAAGCCAAGGAUAAUCGAUCUAUGAACCACUCCACCACUCCACCCUGGGAUCGCGACCGCGCCACGUCGCAGGUGUCACCAGCACCGUCGCAUUCUACACCGACAAUUCCUGCACCGACGAAGAAACUGUCCCUGAAUAACGUGUUCAACAAGCAGAUCAAAAGAAGGAACAAAACCACCCAUGUCCCGGCACCUGCUCCCUCGGCUGCAAAACCACUCAAGUCUGCACUCGCCCACCGUCCCCCAGUCUCGGCUUCGCCCAGACUUCAUCACGUGCACACAGCCUCCCGUAGACGAUCUGCAUCGAUCCGCUCGCAGAGUAGCUCACAGCAUCGUCGCCAUUAUCAUAAUCAUCAGCAGCAGCGACAUUCCGCACACCAUUCAUCUGCAACAGAAGAUCCCUUCAUACGCCUGGCACAGGCUAAUCACGCUUUGGCCACUCUCAACAAGAAAGGUUCGAGAGGUUCAGAGAGUCAGAUCAAGGACUCAUAUCUGUUCGAGACCCAAGACCCGCCAUAUGAAGCACCCGGCAGCCUCCUCAAAGAUACUCCUCAGCGUAUCACGCACCUUACUUCUAGGGACACUGCGCCCUUCGGCUCCUGCACGCCUUCCACUCCUCCAACGCCCAGAGUCCUACCAGUGUCCACCAGCAAGGUCGCGCCUUCAGCAUCAGCGGACAGAUGUCAGUCCCCACCCCAAAACUCUCUCGCGACGCUUUCUCGCCCCUCUUCGUGCUGCUCGUUGGAGUCGGCAUAUGAGGGCGCGAAUACCUCGUCCUCCGCCUCGGAUGACAGCUCGUUCUCUUCCUCUUUCUCCGCGCACUACGAAGCCAGCGGCGCCUCGAGGUCUCGUCAGCAAGGCGUUCGUCGCACAUCGACUGGCCAGGCCAUCAAUACCUUGCUCCCUACCUCGGCUGCCCGCGUUUCUGUCGACAACAUCGCAAUGGAGACCCAGGUGAAGAGAUCCACGGCGGGUGGCGUUCGCAAAGACGAUCUAGGCAAUUUUUUAACACCCGAGUCAUACUCAACCAUGUCCAACUCGUCCACUGCAGCAUCUUCAACCUCGUCCCCGUCCACAAAGGUUUCGAUGCAUUUAGAGGAGCACCGACUGGCGGGAGUGGGCGGUACGGCUUACCAUCACCUACGUUGCCAGCAGCAGCUCUUGGCCCGAGAGCCUUAUGAUCCCCAUCCUAUGCACGAGUACUAUGCCGAACACGAGAAGGAACAUGACCACCUGGCCCAGGAUCACCACUUGCGUCACCAUUAUCUCGACGAGCUUGAGCCUCAGCAUCAACACUACCACCAUGGAGAGCGAGGAUACUACUACACAGAUCCGUCUUUCUAUCAAGCACGUCCUCGCAGGCAAAUACAGUUUUCGACCGAGGAACCGACGGUCUAUCCGACGUGGACGCCCGAACAGUAUGACCGGACGGCCGAUACGAGCAUCACGGCCUCAUGUCUUACGCCGGCGAUCGCGCAGAAGAUCAAAUUGGAACUGAACCACUUCAAGAGCCAGGAGAUGAAGGUGCAUCAGGAUAGUCGGAUUUAUACCCAUUUUUUUGUCUAAGCAUUCAUACAUAGAGAUACUUCUAAUCACAUAGAAAGAAAGAAAAAACUGAUGGCGGAAGAAUAAUAUAAGCAUCGACGGAGAGAAAGAUGGAGAGGUCGG
Molecule: messenger RNA, 4227 nt
Organism: Gamsiella multidivaricata
Lineage: Eukaryota; Fungi; Mortierellomycota; Mortierellomycetes; Mortierellales; Mortierellaceae
Exons: 2
Coding region: 493-4125 (1210 amino acids)
Biological process (GO): actin cytoskeleton organization
Molecular function (GO): actin binding
Source: RefSeq, a predicted model, not a curated record